Messenger RNA from Aspergillus costaricaensis CBS 115574, 537 nucleotides. RefSeq names its product peptide-methionine-S-sulfoxide reductase. The record is from RefSeq and is a predicted model, not a curated record. Gene Ontology annotation, molecular function: peptide-methionine (S)-S-oxide reductase activity. Bases 1 to 537 code for a protein of 178 amino acids. The transcript is spliced from 3 exons. NCBI's taxonomy places the organism in Eukaryota, Fungi, Ascomycota, Eurotiomycetes, Eurotiales, Aspergillaceae.
AUGUCCUCCUCCACAUCCACCCCCCAAACCGCCACCGUCGCCGCCGGCUGUUUCUGGGGCGUCGAACACCUCUUCCGCAAACACUUCGGCAACGGCAAGGGCCUCCUCUCAGCCAAAGUAGGAUAUUGCGGUGGUCACAGCGCCUCGCCUUCCUACCGGGCUGUUUGUACGGGUGAUACUGGCCACGCCGAAGCCCUCCAAAUGACCUACGACCCCAGCAUCGUGAGCUACCGCUCCCUGCUCGAAUUCUUCUACAGAAUGCACGACGCCACGACGCUGAACCGCCAGGGUCCGGACGUGGGCACCCAAUACCGCAGUGUGAUCUUCACGCAUAACGACGAGCAGGAGAAGAUUGCCACUGAGGUGACGGAGAAGGUCGGCAAGGAGUGGUUCAAGCAGCCGGUUUCGACUGUCGUCGUGCCUGCGGGCCAGUGGUGGGAUGCGGAGGAGUAUCAUCAGUUGUAUUUGAAUAAGAACCCGGAGGGGUAUGAGUGUCCGGCUCAUUUUGUGAGGUCGUUUCCUCCGCUUUCUGAGUAG